CAGAAUUACGGCUAAGAAUAUCGUAUAUCAAAAGCGAUAUAACAAUCGAUAUAUUAAUUGAACGUGAAUUUAAAUUAAUAUAUUGUGUGCCUAUGAAUAUGCAAACACUUGAUGGCAACGUUCAUGUUAUAAAUAUAUGCGAUCCAUUGUUAAUGGAUAUAAAUUAAAUUAAUAAAUAUAGAGAUUAUAUUACUGUAAAUAAAAAUUAGGGAACAAUGGAUAAUCCAAAUGUGGUUUUAGACGAAGACUAUCUGUCAGAGGAAGAGCCCGGAGAGACAAUACGAUUGAGACCUUAUUUAGAUUGGAGAUCGGAAGAGGAGCCGUCAUUCCCUCGGGUGAGCUCUCAGGCGCCGCUCUCUCCGAAAAUGCCGGGACUGGAAGAGGACGACGAUAUAGAGGAAGAGGAGGCGCUGGAGAGGGGGAACUGGACGGGAAGGUUCGACUUCUUACUAUCACUACUCGGAUAUUCUGUUGGCUUAGGAAAUGUUUGGCGAUUUCCUUAUCUCUGUUAUAACAACGGCGGCGGCGCAUUCCUGAUCCCAUUCAUAGCGAUGAUGCUUUUGGCCGGUUUCCCAUUGAUGUUCAUGGAGUUGGCGUUCGGCCAAUACGCCAGCCUU
Molecule: messenger RNA, 617 nt
Organism: Medioppia subpectinata
Lineage: Eukaryota; Metazoa; Arthropoda; Arachnida; Sarcoptiformes; Oppiidae
Source: the annotation of a GenBank genome assembly